AUGGAUUUCUUGACUAUUAUAGAAUCUCUCUUUCAGACUUUCUUUGGUCUUUUUUUUGUUGCUGACUGUAUACUGAAUGGUCGCCUAAGUUUGACCAUAGUAUUUGGUGGCUUCUUCUCAAACAUUUUAAACUUUCCCUUUGUAAUUGUAGUUUCGAGUUUGAUUACAUUAAUUUGCGUGUUUUACGUCAGUCCUGCUGCCAUUUUCACAUCAUUAGUUAUUUCAUGUAUUUUGCGUAAUAUAAUAGUUGAUAUAUGUGCUUUGCUGUCUCCUUCGUUUAUUGACGUUUGGAUUUCUGCUUCUAUCUGCCUCUUCCUUGUGGUUUCUGUACCAGUCGGAUUAGGUUUCGAUUUAAUAAUUUGUGGUCUCUCAAAAUGCGCAAAAUCUGCUAAUGUGCGCAUUAUUAUAUUUCCAAUCGCCGUUUGUGUGAUUACAUGUGUUUCGAUUGCAUUUUCCCAUGCCGAUCAAAUUAUACUAAUUGCUCGAACUGUGCAAGCUAAUUCAUCAUUAAUUAUCUCCUUAAUAUCUUUAGUUCAAAUUUGCUACUUGUUCUCGAACUCUAAUUCGCAGUCCCAAUCUUUUAUUUUGUUUUUGGUUCUACUGAUUGGUACUUUAUAUCCAGGUCAAAAGCGUCAAUUUAUCACAAAAUUUUCCACGUUUGAACUUGUCGAUUCAUCGUUCUCUACAAGUUUGGUAACUGUAGUUAAUGAUCGUGAAUUGGAUGUGAAAAUUAUGCGUAUAGAUCAUAGUAUUGUUGGUGGUGUAUUUAAUACAGGGUUCGAAUCAAUAUUUGAGACCUUUUACUGGUAUGAAUUACCAUGCCAUGUGCCCUGGAUGAAAUCUACUGCUAAAUCGAUGAAAAAGCACGCUUUAGUUGUUGGAUGUGGAGUUGGUAUCGUUGUUGAUGCGCUCAUAAAUCGUUGCAAAUUCGAUCAAGUAAUUGUGGUAGACAACAACGCUGAUGUACUUAGUUUUGCCUCGAAAUACUUCGGCUUGAGCAGAAAUGCCUCGCUCAUUACUGCGGAUGGUCUAGAGUUUAUUACGACACAAGAUACUAAUAAAUUUGAAUUAAUUGUGUAUGAUGUAUUUAGUGGUUUGUUUAUGCGUAGUAAUUAUAUUCAAGAAUUAGUGUCCAACUGUUUUAGGAUACUGUCUGAUAAUGGUAUUUUAGUGCUUAAUCUGGUUGCUACAGUUGAAAUGGAAGUUUUACACACCAUUGUCCAACAACUUCAAACUGCUUUCAAACAACUAAAGUGUUUUUGUGAAGGCGGAAUUGAUUCAGUUAACACUAGUGCACUCGUCAAUUUUGUGUUUUUUGCUAUUAAAAGUGAAGAACCACUACAAUUUGAUAUAUCAGAUGAUAAUAAUGAUCAAUAUAAUUAUCAUGAAGCUUUUAAAAGUGCAUUUAAAAAUUUUAAAUCGAGCGAAAUUCAACUUAAUAAACUUAACACUUAUCGAAGAGUAAAUCAACGGCAAAUUGAAUUCUCAGUAGAAAAAUCUAACUUCCAAUCUAUGCGCGAAAUGUUACCCUCCAGUUUUUGGCUGUUAUACUGA
Molecule: messenger RNA, 1554 nt
Organism: Adineta ricciae
Lineage: Eukaryota; Metazoa; Rotifera; Eurotatoria; Adinetida; Adinetidae
Source: the annotation of a GenBank genome assembly